AUGUCUCGUGGAUACCCUGGUCCGCCUCCAGACUAUGCUCCGGGAUAUGGCAAUCCCGAGUAUGCUCAUCCUCCUGAUGGUGUCGUGCAAUCGAGGCUUCCAUCGUCAACAGAUUCCAACCUCAACUGGUAUAUGGACCCAUCACAUCCAAACUCAGAAUACGCUACGAGCUCGCACAUGCACGGGGCACCUGGCAGUCAAUCACUAUCCAGCUAUGCCGGCGAGAAGAGAAGGAAUAAAUUAGGUUAUCACCGUACCUCUGUGGCAUGCAAUCAUUGCCGUCGACGAAAAAUUCGAUGUAUUCCAUCGCCAUCCGACUUUCACGGACGGUGCACAAACUGCAUCCGAUUGAAAAAGGAGUGUAGCUUUAUCCCUACCGAUCAACAAGCAAGCGAACAGUCCAGAUCAUAUGAUCCGCAUUCCGAUGGCGGGAUUGCUUCGAAUACAUCCUCUCCAGGCCCUCCCGGGAUGGAAACGAAUUCAGACUAUUCGAGUCAUGUUCACCCUGCCUUCCUAAGUUCCCGCGCUCGAGAUGAUGACAUGAAACGGGUUUCGAACUUGGCUGAACUCUCAAAAGUCAGUAGGGGUGGGAUGCACGCUGAUAGCCGCUUCGACUUUGGCGACCAGACAUCCCGAGGUUAUGCGCCGACAAGUCAAAAUGCACCGAUGCAUCUCGGUGCUACCAAUGCGAACGAACAUUGGAGACGACAGCAUUCUGGCUCCACCACGAACGAUCCAGGGCAAGGGAGGUCAUUUGCCCCUGGAACAGCCCCCCGGCAAGAUUUGGGAUGGAGAGGGCCGUUACCUCCAGCACCCGUUUUUGGGGACAAGGCCAUGGGAAGCUCUGGGCGUAUAGGAAGUGCCCCUUUACGUCCAGGCCUUGAUGCAAACCCCCCCUCUGCCCCGAAUUACGCAGAUGCAAGUAACGCGCCAAUGGGGGCACCGAUGCAUGACGUGCCUAUCCCAUAUCCGCCCAUGCAGCCAAGACCGUUGCCCUCGCAAUCAUUGGGAAGAUGGCACCGCCAAGAUUCUGCUUCUGAACCUCAGUCAGGCUAUCCACCAUGGAUGUACCCACACGGCAGUUCGGGGAAUGCAAUGCCUGGCAAUGGCUCCUCGGAGAACUGA
Clonostachys solani is the source of this 1125-nucleotide messenger RNA. NCBI's taxonomy places the organism in Eukaryota, Fungi, Ascomycota, Sordariomycetes, Hypocreales, Bionectriaceae. The record is from the annotation of a GenBank genome assembly.